AUGUGGAAUGAGGAUGAAGAUAAGAAGAACUACAUUGUGUUUCAUAUUUUAAUUCACCAAAAGAUUGUGCUAACAGCUUUUGUUUUAGGUAGAUGGGAUUGUAGUGAUGCAUCAGAUGAACAAAAACUGUUAACAAUCAAAGAAUUUUCGAAACAUAAUCUUAGAAUAUUGAAUUUAGCUGAAAUGCAACAAAAGUGUUUUUUACAUUACAGAACUCAACCAUUUUCAAUGCUGUGUAAUAUAUCAACAGAAUAUCCAUGCUUAUUAGCAAAUGUAAGUAACCCAUAUAAUUUCACUGAGAAUCGUCCGUGUAUAAAACUAUCAAAAAUUGGUGAUGAUGUUAGUGAUUGUUAUGGAGAUUUAGAUGAAAGAAAUAUUUUAGCAAAUUGCUAUGGCAGACAAAAAGGUUAUGAUUUCAAUUGUCUAACGAUUGAGAAUAAUCUAUGUAUUACAACUGCAAAUUUAUGUUAUUCUACUAGAUGUUUAAAUGAAGAAGAUUAUACAAUCUGUUCUUAUUUAACCAAAGCCUGCCAUGGAGAUUUAUAUUUCAGUUGUAUUAAUCAAACUUGUUUGAAAGACGUCCGUUGCAAUGGAAAAAUUGAUUGUGAAUAUGGCGAAGAUGAAUACUGGUGCCGUGAAGAUAUAGUCUAUAGAAAUGGUAAAUUCUCUCACUUGCUUAAUCUUGAAAAACUGAAACACUUAUUAUAUUAUCCGCCUUCCAUACCUAUUAACCAAUCAAUUUCUAAUACAGUGAAAAAUCAACAACAUUCUAAUUAUAGUAGCAUCCUAAUAAAAAAAAUAUCUCAAAUCUGUAACCGUGGUGUUGCUAUUUUCCAUUAUAUUACGCAAAAAUGGAUAUGUUUUUGUCCGUCUAGCUAUUACGGCCUAUAUUGUAAUUUUUUUAGUGAUCGUAUUACUAUCAUCACACAUUUAGAGUUAACUUAUUAUUCGAUCAAUGACAAUACAACGAUUAUCAAAAUAGUCAUAAGUUUUUAUUUUCAUGAGCAACUACUUGAUUUUCAUCAAUUUCAUGUCACACCAACAGCUGAACGAGGGGAUAAUUAUAUUAAACAUAAAUUUUCUUUUCUUUAUGCGAGAACUGAUGCAAUGAUUAAAAAUAAACAACGUCGUUACUUUAAUCGAACUGACAUUAAACAAAAUCAUCCAUAUUCAAUUCGAUUCGAAGCAUAUGAACUGACCAGAAAUUUAACAGUAGAAUUACUCAACGUCUGGCAAUAUCCAAUUUAUUUUGAUUACUUACCAGCAUUUCGUUUUGCUAAGGUAUUACGUCUGAAUCAAACGAAUGACUCAUGCGUCGAUACUAAUCGUUGUGGUAAAAAUGGAUUUUGUCAUCGUUUAACAAAUUCUAAUGAAACAUAUUAUUGUGCUUGUAAAAGUGGCUACUAUGGUGUUUUCUGCGAGUACUUUGAUGAUCGGUGCUCAUCGUUUUGCUCCGCUCUCUCUAUAUGCAAACCACAAAAUUUUAAUAAACAAGCUUUAUGUAUAUGUCCAUUGAAUCAUUUUGGUUCAACUUGUCAUUUAAAAUAUAAUCCAUGCGAUGAAUUGCACUGUUUAAAUAAUGGUACAUGUUUGACUGUUCAUAAUUAUAUUGAUAUAUUUGAAUAUAAAUGCUUAUAUCCAAGAAAAUAUUAUGGAAAGAAUUGUGAAUUGGAGAAAUUUGCCGUUCGCAUACAAUUUAAUAUCACUAUGACAACAAAAUUAAGUAACAUUCGUGCAGCUUUAAUACACUAUUAUGAUUUAACUCCCAAAAUAUUUGAUUUGAUAAUAAAAGAACAGCAACUAUUUAAUAAAAUACCACAAAUAUCAACGUUCGAUCAUGAUCAAACACUUUCGCCAUUAUUGAGUAUAAUUCGUUUAUACAAAGAAGAAUAUGAUCCAUUUAUGUAUUUGUUAUACAUCAGAGAAAAUGAAAAAAUCAUUAAUAUAACAAUUGAUUUGUCAAAAGAAAAUUAUUGUCCUCACACGCGUCUGUUAUUUGAAUUAUCAAAAUCUGAAUUUAAUUUAAGUAUAUCUGUUUCAAAAUAUCAUCAGCUUUGUCAAAGUCGAUCGAUAUUAUGCUUUCAUGAUGAUAAUUAUUUUUGCAUAUGUCAAGCAAAUUUUUACCGUGCUGCAUGUUUUCGAUAUGAUUCAACAGCUGAUCGAUGUGCUCAUUGUCUGUUACAGGGACGCUGUGUUCAGGGACAAUUGAAAAGUGUCUCUGAUUUUCUAUGUGUUUGUUCUCGGUGUUAUUACGAUCAUUUAUGUCAAUAUAGUACAGAAGUAUUUAGUUUCACCGUCGAUUCUCUCAUCGCCCACGAUAUCAUUAGCAGCAGAAAAAAAAUAUCCAUUAGCAUUUACGUGCUUAUAUCAUCACUUGCUUUUUUGCUUGGAUUUGUUAAUAAUAUAUGUAGUUUUCUAACAUUUAAACAACCAAAACCAAGAGAAUAUGCUGCUGGUAAUUAUUUAUUAAUAUUAUCUAUUUUUAAUCAAUGUUCAUUAUUCAUAUUACUGGUAAAAAUAAUUCAUACUGUACUCAAUUUAAAUGGUAAUCUGUUCAAUACUCUAUUGAACUUGUACAUGUGUAAAAUUAUUUCUUAUUUAUUGUCAGUACUGACUCGAAUCAAUUAUUGGUUAACCAGUCUGAUUACUAUACAUCGUCUAGGAUUAGUUCUUUAUCCAACAAAAUUGUCAAUUAAAUCACCGAAAUAUGCUUUCAUCUCGGCAACGAUCGUUAUUUUUGUAUUAUUUGUUUUUCACAUACAUGAAUUAUUUUUCUACAAGCUUAUUGAUGAUCCAAAACAAAUAUCGGCUACACUAUGUGUUCCAAACUAUACGCCGUAUCAAUGGUCAGUGUACAAUCGUUUCAACGUAAUGUUUCAUUAUCUUGUACCUUGCACAAUUCAAAUAAUUACCAUUGUAGUUCUAAUUAUUGCUACUGCUCGUAAUAAAGCCAAAAUAAAUACCAAACAUACACAACAAAAAUUAAUAAUGAACCAGUUGAAUAUUAAUAAAGAAUUAUUUAUAACUCCUAUUAUUAUUCUUGCAAGUGCUUUACCGCAAGCUAUUCUAGCCUUUACUUAUGCAUGUAAAGAAUUAGUUGAACCGUGGCAACGUUAUUCUCUUCUAACUACAUAUUUUCUGUCAUAUUCACCACAAGUACUUGGUUUUCUUUUGUUCGUGUUGCCAUCAACAACGUAUAAAGAAGAAUUUUAUAAAACAAAAUUAGCACAGAUACUAUCUAUAAAAUGA
Rotaria sp. Silwood2 is the source of this 3249-nucleotide messenger RNA. NCBI's taxonomy places the organism in Eukaryota, Metazoa, Rotifera, Eurotatoria, Philodinida, Philodinidae. The record is from the annotation of a GenBank genome assembly.